AUGAAAGAAUUUGGAAAAAGAUUUAGUGAAGAAACCAAGAAAACUGUUAAACAAGGAUUAAAUAAAUUAGUAGAUAGUAUUGACACAGGAGAAAUCAAAGUCAAACAUAAGGAAAUAUUUCCUAAUAAACAAAUGCUCAUGUGUAUAUGUGGUAGUUCCGGUUCUGGGAAAACUCAUCUCACUUUUAACAUGUUGACAACACCAAACCUUUUAGAUUUCGAUUCUUUAUAUAUCUACACAACAACACCAGAGCAAUCGUAUUCUCAAUUUCUCAAAGCUUUAGAAUACCUACCAAAGAAAGAUGUUCAAGACUUAUUUCAAUAUUACAAAGAAAACGAAGAAGAAGUGGAAAUAAAAGAUAUCUUAGAUAACUACAUCGAAGGAAAGAAACCAACGGAUAUAAAAGUUUUUCUUACGAAAAAUGUUAAUGACCUAGACUUGUCUAAUAUUGAUAGCAAUCGAAAGAACCUAAUAUUGUUUGACGACUGCGUAGCGCAAAGAAAUCAAGCUGUUCAACAAGAAUUCUUCACGAAGGGAAGACAUCACAACUGUCACUGCAUAUAG
This is a messenger RNA of Lottia gigantea (owl limpet), 564 nucleotides long. RefSeq lists its product as hypothetical. The transcript has 2 exons. The record is from RefSeq and is a predicted model, not a curated record. Lineage: Eukaryota; Metazoa; Mollusca; Gastropoda; Lottiidae. The coding region runs from base 1 to 564 and encodes 187 amino acids.